AUGGGCUUACAGGUCCUCCAACGCUUACGCAUUCUCCAUCGUUUAUCCAUAUGCCCCUUAGCUCGUCCCCCGUUCUCCUUCAGCCAGAGACACUCUUUACAUUCCACCUUUCUGGCCUGGCCUUUUCCAUUUCCUUCGGACAUAAACACCCGUGACCCCUCUGUCUAGUAUAAAAGGCCUGUUGUUAUCUACGAAGUUCUACAGUGAGUUCAGUCGUUAAACGGUCUAUUUUUCGCUACCCCAGUGUAAUGAAACCGAACAUCUGUAACUUC
Laccaria bicolor S238N-H82 is the source of this 272-nucleotide messenger RNA. RefSeq lists its product as uncharacterized. Bases 1 to 168 code for a protein of 55 amino acids. The record is from RefSeq and is a predicted model, not a curated record. The transcript has a single exon. Lineage: Eukaryota; Fungi; Basidiomycota; Agaricomycetes; Agaricales; Hydnangiaceae.